This is a messenger RNA of Anneissia japonica, 2325 nucleotides long. RefSeq lists its product as uncharacterized. The transcript has a single exon. NCBI's taxonomy places the organism in Eukaryota, Metazoa, Echinodermata, Crinoidea, Comatulida, Comatulidae. The record is from RefSeq and is a predicted model, not a curated record. Bases 1 to 2325 code for a protein of 774 amino acids. Gene Ontology annotation, molecular function: nucleic acid binding.
AUGAAGGUACAUAUAUUCGGUAAUAGACCUUCACCAGCUGUUGCCACGCUGGGAUUGCGCAGGACCGCUAAAGAAGGAGAAAGUGAAUUUGGAAGUGAUGCAAGGGCCUUUGUAGAAUCAAACUUCUAUGUAGACGAUGGUUUGAAAUCGUUUGCAUCAGCCAGAGAAGCUGUUGAUUUGCUGACACGUACCAGAAACAUGUUAGCUACAGCCAACAUUAAACUACACAAAAUAGCGUCAAACGAUAAAGAAGUUAUGGCAGCCUUUGCUCCUAGUGAUCUUGCACCAAAUGUUCAAGAAGUCGAUCUUGGGUCAGACGCACCGGUUAUGCAAAGAUCAUUGGGAGUGUAUUGGGAUAUGAGGUCUGACACUUUUACGUACAAAAUAUUACAAGCAAAUGGCGAACCAAGUACCAAGAGGGCUGUCUUGUCAGAAAUUAACAGUAUGUACGAUCCCUUGGGCUUUGCAGCGCCGGUCAUCAUAGAAGGCAAGAUGCUACUAAGAGAAAUAAUAGGAGAAAACAAAGUCGGAUGGGACGAGCCUUUGCCACAGCAACCUCUAGAAGCUUGGAAGAAAUGGAGAUCAUCCGUAAAUGAACUCUCGCAAGUCAACAUUCCAAGAGCUUACACUCCAUUUCCAGCUAAGGAGGCAGUACGUCGUGAACUUCAUAUAUUUGGCGACGCAUCCAGCCGAGCAAUCAGUGCUGUCUCGUAUCUCAGAAGUGUAAACAAGUCUGGAAAGGCUUAUGUGUCAUUUGUGCUAGGGAAGUCAAAACUGGCACCUAAGGCGGCUACAACAAUACCACGUAUGGAGUUGUGUGCGGCUGUGCUGGGUACAGACGUUUCAGAGUUAGCCGUAACAGAAUUAGAUCUCAAAAUAGAUGCAGUGUACUUUUACACUGAUAGCAAAGUGGUAAUGGGCUAUAUCACCAACAGGACACGUAGAUUUUAUCUUUACGUGUCGAACAGAGUUGCAAGGAUUCUCAGGGUUAGCAAACCUGAAUACUGGAAGUACAUACCCACUGCUAUGAAUCCAGCUGAUGUAGGAAGCAGAUCAAUCAAGGCGAAAGACCUACAAAAUUCGCCGUGGUUACAAGGACCAACAUUCCUACAUAAGUCGUCAUUACCACCCAGUUUAGAAACCGACGAGACGAAUUAUGAUGACGACCUGGACAAUGAUCCAGAAGUGAGAAACACUGUGUCCGCAUAUGCUACCGAAGUCAAGAUGACUGGUGUACUGGAAUCUCAUCGGUUUAAUAGAUUCUCUAGUUGGUUAAAGCUGUUACGAGCAAUUGCAAGUUUAAUAUUGCUUGCAAACAAGAGUAAACGCAAGGCAAAUGUGAUAAGUGACAAAGACAGGUAUGCCUUGGCUGCAAAUAUUGUCAUAAGGACUGUGCAACAUGAAGCCUUUGGGGAUGAGAUUAGUAGUUUGAAAGCAGGGAAAAACUUGUCAUCCAGUAGUUCGUUGGUGAAACUGAACCCUGUUCUGGACAGUGAAGCAUUGUUAAGAAUUGGAGGUCGUGUUACAGCUGCAUCGGAUUUAACAUUCACAGAAAAGCACCCCUUAAUUAUCCCGAAAAAAACUCACGUGACUUCUCUAUUGGUCACUCACUACCACCAAGAAGUUGUACACCAAGGAAGACACCUUACAGAGGGUGCUGUACAUGCUGCAGGCUACUGGAUAAUCGGUGGAAAACAGGUCGUGUCAAGAUUGAUAUAUAGUUGUGUGACGUGUAGGAAAUUGAGAGGGAAGUUUCAAGUGCAGAAGAUGGCAGACCUGCCAACAGAAAGACUCGCUCAAGAUCCCCCGUUUACAUAUGUAGGCUUGGAUGUGUGGGGCCCUUGGUCUGUGGUGGCAAGACGCACGAGGGGAGGCUUAGCUCAAAGCAAGCGGUGGGCCGUUUUAUUUACGUGCAUGUGUUCAAGGGCCGUGCAUAUUGAGUGUAUAGAAUCUAUGGACGCCUCAAGCCUUAUAAAUGCCCUUAGACGAUUCCAGGCAAUUCGUGGUCCGAUUAAGCAACUGCGAUCUGAUUGCGGGACUAACUUUAUAGGAGCUUGUAGUGAACUUCAAGCAAGCUUACAAGAAUCAGGACUUAGCAAGGUCAAGAAAUACCUCUUAGACAAGAACUGUGAAUGGAUCUUCAAUACUCCACACUCUUCCCAUAUGGGAGGAGUGUGGGAAAGAAUGAUUGGUGUUGCUAGGAGAAUUCUUGAAGGGAUGUUUAAGACACUCAGAGUUACCAGUAUCUUCAGAUCCAGAAGUUCCGACUGUUCUUUCUCCGAACAUGCUUCUCACACAGAAGACUUCGACAUUUGUGGCACCUAA